Lotus japonicus is the source of this 1707-nucleotide messenger RNA. RefSeq lists its product as uncharacterized. Lineage: Eukaryota; Viridiplantae; Streptophyta; Magnoliopsida; Fabales; Fabaceae. The transcript has 2 exons. Bases 1 to 1707 code for a protein of 568 amino acids. The record is from RefSeq and is a predicted model, not a curated record. Gene Ontology annotation, molecular function: nucleic acid binding; RNA-DNA hybrid ribonuclease activity.
AUGCCCUUUGGUUUGAAAAAUGCUGGAGCCACCUACCAACGCCUCAUGGAUAAAAUAUUUUCAAGACAAGUUGGAAGAAAUAUGGAAGUGUACGUAGAUGACAUGAUUGUUAAGUCGCCCAAGUCAAAGGAUCAUGGCGACGAUCUUAAGGAAGCCUUUGCUCAGCUAAGAAAAUAUCAAAUGAAGCUAAAUCCUGAGAAAUGUUCGUUUGGGAUUCAAGGGGGAAAGUUUUUGGGCUUUAUGAUAACAUCAAGAGGGAUUGAGGUAAACCCAGAUAAAGGCAAGGCGAUCUUAGAAAUGAAAAGUCCAACAAGCGUCAAGGAAGUGCAGCGAUUAACAGGACGCAUGGCGGCUUUAGCACGUUUUUUGCCAAUGGCGGGCGACAAAGCGGCUCCUUUCUUCAAUUGUUUAAAAAAGAAUUCCAAGUUCCAGUGGACGGAGGAAUGCGAGCAAGCUUUUUCCAAGUUGAAAGAAACAUUAGCAACGUUGCCAGUACUAUCCAAACCUACGCCAGGCGUUCCUUUGAUGCUUUACCUGGCUGUCACGGAUAGGGCGGUCAGCACGGUGUUGCUUCAGGAGGAAGGAAAGCAACAGAAGAUUAUAUAUUUUGUGAGUCACACCCUGCAAGGCGCUAAGGAGGAAGGAAAGCAACAGAAGAUUAUAUAUUUUGUGAGUCACACCCUGCAAGGCGCUGAGUUGCGGUAUCAGAAAAUUGAGAAGGCGGCCUUGGCAAUUUUAAAGACAGCAAGGCGCCUUAGGCCAUAUUUUCAGAGUUUCUCAAUUAAAGUUAAAACUGAUGUCCCUUUAAGACAAGUACUCCAAAAGCCUGACUUGUCUGGGCGGUUAGUCAGCUGGUCAGUCGAGUUUUCUGAGUACGAUAUACAAUACGAACCAAGAGGGCAAGUUACAAUCCAAAGCUUGAUUGACUUCGUGGUGGAAUUAACACCCACGGAGGGCGAGAAAAAGCAGGGCGAGUGGAUCCUGUCUGUUGAUGGAUCCUCAAACAACACCGAAAGUGGAGCUGGAAUCACUAUUGAAAGCCCAGAUAAGAUGGUCAUUGAGCAAUCUUUGAAAUUCGAAUUCAAGGCAAGAAACAACCAAUCAGAGUAUGAGGCUCUGAUCGCCGGACUAAGGCUAGCCAUCGAGUUAGGAGUUCAAAAAUUGUUCAUCAAAGGCGACUCACAGCUAGUUGUUAAACAAGUAAAUGGUGAGUAUCAAGUCAAGGACCCGCAACUUUCAAAAUACUUGGAGGUGGUGCGGAGACUAAUGAUGGAGAUAGGGAAGAUCAGAAUAGAGCACGUUCCCAGAAGUCAAAACGAAAGGGCUGAUGUGCUAGCAAAGUUGGCUAGCACGGAGCUAUUGGGCAAUUACCAAACAGUUAUUCAAGAAACUCUCCCUCGCCCCAGUAUUGAUCUAGUGGAAGUGAAAUUCAAAGCAGUAAAGUCAAUAAUUGAGGGCGAGCCUUCAUGGAUGGAGUCAAUCAAGAUUUUUCUACAGAGCCCUCCACAGGAUGACGAUCUGAACACGAGAGCAAAACGCAGAGAGGCCAGUUUUUACACGCUAGUGGAUGGGGAGUUGUAUCGGCGGGGAAUCAUGUCUCCUAUGCUCAAAUGUGUUGACAUCAAGGACGCCCAUGGAAUAAUGGCGGAAGUCCAUGAAGAGACUUGGUCUUCUGAAGAAGCAGGUCAGAAGCCGCCAAGUCAGUAG